AUGGUGGUCGGCAGCACACGGGAGCAUGGAGGCCGGAGAUGUCCUUGCCAUUGGCUUUCAUACCACGGCGGCCCUUUCAACGUGAGCGCUGGGAGGAGGUGGCGGCUGCUCCCUUUCAGGACAUGGACGGAGCUCGGGGAUGAGGCCGAUGGUGGUGUGGCCGCCGUCAGAGAGGCUGCAGUCGUCGAGGCGGAUGGACUUGCCAAGGGCGCGACGGGGAGGCUAGCCAGAAGAAGUGAUGGAUUGGUGGUGGUAUUCUCGCCAGAUAACCGCAGUGCGCCGGUGGCAGCAGUACUUAACUCCCGCCGGACUCGUGGCCACUCCCUACUGAGGGAUCCAAGGCACAAUAAAGGCCUCUCGUUCACGGAGAAAGAGCGGGACGCGCACUACCUGCGAGGAUUAUUGCCUCCAGUAGUGCUAUCUCAGGACCUCCAGGAGAAGAGGAUGUUGCAGAAUGUUCGGCAGUUCCAGGUCCCGUUGCAGCGCUACAUGGCGCUAAUGGACCUUCAGGAGAGAAAUGAGAGGCUAUUUUACAAGCUCCUGAUUGACAAUGUAGAAGAACUACUUCCUGUUGUGUAUACACCAACAGUUGGGGAAGCUUGCCAGAAGUAUGGGUCGAUCUUCAGACGACCGCAGGGCUUAUACGUCAGCCUGAAGGAUAAGGGGAGGAUCUUGGAGGUACUGAGAAACUGGCCAGAGAAGAGUAUUCAGGUUAUUGUGGUCACUGAUGGUGAGCGUAUUUUAGGCCUGGGAGAUCUUGGUUGCCAGGGCAUGGGAAUUCCUGUGGGGAAGCUUGCACUGUAUACUGCUCUUGGAGGUGUACGGCCAUCUGCUUGCUUGCCUAUUACCAUAGAUGUGGGAACAAAUAACGAAGAUCUGCUAAAGGAUGAAUUCUACAUUGGACUAAAGCAAAGAAGAGCAACUGGCCAGGAAUACUCUGAACUUCUGGAUGAGUUUAUGGCUGCAGUUAGGCAGAACUAUGGGCAAAAAGUUCUUGUCCAGUUUGAGGACUUUGCAAACCACAAUGCAUUUACACUUCUUGAGAAGUACAGGACAAACCAUCUUGUAUUUAAUGAUGAUAUCCAGGGCACGGCUGCUGUAGUGCUUGCAGGGCUUAUUGCUGCUCUGAAAUCUGUUGGUGGGACUCUAGCUGAUCAUACAUUCCUGUUCUUUGGUGCAGGAGAGGCUGGUACGGGCAUUGCUGAACUGGUUGCUCUGGAGAUAUCCAGACAGGCAAAGGUGUCUGUAGAAGAGGCUCGCAAAAAGAUCUGGCUGGUUGAUUCAAAGGGACUGAUUGUAACCUCACGUAAAGAGACACUCCAGCCAUUUAAGAAGCGAUAUGCACAUGAGCAUGAACCUGUCAAAGAUCUCUUAGGUGCUAUUAAGAGACCGAUUAUCCUUGCUCUAUCAAACCCAACGUCACAAUCUGAAUGUACUGCUGAACAAGCAUAUACAUGGAGUCAGGGGCGUGCCAUAUUUGGGAGUGGAAGCCCAUUUGAUCCGGUGAAAUAUAAUGACAAGCUGUUUGUGCCUGCCCAGGCAAACAAUGCAUACAUUUUCCCGGGGUUUGGACUAGGGGUGGUGAUCUCAGGAGCGGUCCGGGUGUCAGACGAUAUGGUCCUUGCUGCUGGAAUGGCUAGCCAGCUCCCUCGGCCAAAAGACUUGGUGAAGUACGCUGAGAGUUGCAUGUACAGCCCCGUCUAUCGAUCGUACAGGUGA
This is a messenger RNA of Miscanthus lutarioriparius, 1719 nucleotides long. Lineage: Eukaryota; Viridiplantae; Streptophyta; Magnoliopsida; Poales; Poaceae. The record is from the annotation of a GenBank genome assembly.